AUGCGCCUUUUCUUGAUCCCUAUCUCGACCCGACGGGCGUUGAUAUAUGCGCGACCGCUUCGAAGAGACGCCGCCAAGGAGCUUUCGAUAUUGGACCGCGUGACGACAAAGGCGGCGCAAACAUGGGCUGGUUGGGAGGAAGCUGAGAAGGGCUGGAAGAAACACCUGGUGACCUGGGGAAAUAAGGUCCAGCAACGGAUCCCAUUUGAAGAAUGGGGUCUCAAGAGCAUUCCGUCCCUCACGACACAGCGACGAAUCGAUGAGCAGUAUGGGUCUAAGAAAAUUGAAGUUCUAUACCCAGCAAAUGCUCUGCGAUUGGAAAAAGUCCCCACCAUUCUGCGUACCAUCGCCACGGAACGGCAGGAGUUCCAUCAAAAGAAGAUGCGGUGGAGCCUCGGCAUAGCCCCUUUGACAGCACCCUUCGCUUUGAUCCCAAUAGUCCCGAAUAUUCCUUUCUUCUACCUGGUCUACCGAGGAUGGUCUCACUGGCGCGCAUUGAAUGGCUCUCGCCAUCUCGAGUUCCUUGUUGAAAAGAACCUUAUCAACCCUAUAUCUCCCCCGGAAUUGGAGGAGCUGUACGCCAAACGAGCCUCGCGCACUCUUGACAACAUACCGGCCGAUACACCCGCGUCUGGUAUGGUUGAUGGUAUGGAGCAAAGCGAUGAUCGUAUAUUACUUAAGAUGUCCGACGCAAAAAGGCUGGCAUCCAUUUUCGAAGCACCGGAGUUGGCGCUGGAAGCGGAGCGAGCCAUCAUCCAAGUUGGUGAGCAGCUGGAGGCCAAGAAGGCGAAAGCGAAGGAAGACGACCUAAAAAAUGAAAAGAAAGAUUCAUGA
Molecule: messenger RNA, 834 nt
Organism: Penicillium waksmanii
Lineage: Eukaryota; Fungi; Ascomycota; Eurotiomycetes; Eurotiales; Aspergillaceae
Product: mitochondrial K+-H+ exchange-related family protein
Exons: 3
Coding region: 1-834 (277 amino acids)
Biological process (GO): proton transmembrane transport; potassium ion transport
Cellular component (GO): mitochondrial inner membrane
Source: RefSeq, a predicted model, not a curated record